GGCGGGCGCUGGCGUGGCGCUGGCGGCCGCCGUGAUGCUCUGGGUUUGCGGCGGCGGAGCCGGGCCGAGAGCCGAGGGCGAGGCGGAGUGGGCGGAGCCCUGGAGUGGCGCGGUUUUCCAGCCGCCGGCGGCGCUGGGCUCGGUGGGGGUGGCGCGGAGCUUGGGGAAGCCGGAGCGCGACGAGGGCGACCUGCCCAUCCUGUUGUGGUGGAGUCCAGGCUUGUUUCCCCACUUCCCCGGGGACUCGGAGCGCAUCGAGUGCGCGCGCGGCGCGUGCGUGGCCUCCCGGGACCGGCGGCGGCGGCGGGAGCCGCGCACACGCGCACUGCUUUUCUACGGCACGGACUUCCGUGCGUCCGAGGCGCCGCUGCCCCGCCUGGCGCAUCAGAGCUGGGCGCUGCUGCACGAGGAGUCGCCGCUCAACAACUUCCUUUUGAGCCACGCGCCCGGCAUCCGCCUCUUCAACCUCAGCGCCACCUUCAGCCGCCGCUCCGACUACCCGCUGCCGCUGCAGUGGCUCCCCGGGCUCGCCUACCUGCGCCGCGCCGCGCCCGCUCCCGCGGAGCGCGCGGCCUGGCGCCGCCAAGGCUACGCGCCACUCCUCUAUCUGCAGUCCCACUGCGACGUGCCCUCGGACCGCGACCGCUACGUGCGCGAGCUCAUGCGCUACAUUCCGGUGGACUCGUAUGGCAAGUGCCUGCAGAAUCGCGAGCUGCCGGUCAGGCUGCGCGACACGGCCACAGCCACGUCGGAGGACCCUGAGCUCCUGGCCUUCCUGUCCCGCUACAAGUUCCACCUGGCCAUGGAGAACGCCAUCUGCGAGGACUACAUGACGGAGAAGCUGUGGCGGCCGCUGCACCUGGGGGCCGUGCCCGUGUACCGCGGCUCGCCGUCCGUGCGCGACUGGAUGCCCAACGAGCGCGCCGUCAUCCUGGUGGACGACUUCGAGUCGCCGCAGCAGCUGGCCGCCUUCAUCGACUUCCUGGACAGCAAUGACGACGAGUACGCCAAGUAUCUGGCCUACAAGCAGCCCGGGGGCAUCACCAACCAGCUUCUUCUGCACAGCCUGGAGCAGCGCGAGUGGGGCGUGAAUGACCCCCGGCAGCCCAGCUACCUGGAGGGCUUCGAGUGCUUCGUCUGUGACCAUGAGCUGGCCAGGCUCGCCGCCGAAGAGGCCCACGCGGCCGACCCUGCCCGCAUCCCGCCGCCGCCGCCCCGAAUCGCGCAGCACUCCCACAUGGCCUGCCCGGAGCCCUCUCCCGGCUUUGGGAGGCCCGAGGAGAUCCCCGAGAACGACAGCUGGAAAGAGAUGUGGCUGCAGGAUUACUGGCAAGGCCUGGACCAGGGGGAGGCCCUCACUGCCAUGAUCCAUAACGAGGCAACCUGUAUAUCCGAGAUGUCCUUGAUGAUGGCUUGCUGGAAGCAGAAUGAAUUUAGCGACACAAUUUGUUCCAAGGAGAUCGAAGACUUUUUUGACUGUGCUUCAAAGGCUGAGGCAGAGCGGAAGCAGAAGGCAAAACAGGAGUUGCUGGGCUCCUCUGGGAAUUUGACUCCCAAGCAAACAAAUAAAUUGUUGGGGAGGUUUCCUAAUAUAUCCUGCAUUAUCUGAAGGUGUUGCUUAGCUUUUUAAGGACUGGCCUUAUGGAAGCAACUUAGUGGUGUUUGAACUGAGUGGCAUAGGACAUGGUCUCACCCCUGUGGGGUUGUGAUUUGGGUGAGAGUUUUGCUUUACCCUGAAAUAAAAUCUUUACAGAGA
Phascolarctos cinereus (koala) is the source of this 1756-nucleotide messenger RNA. NCBI's taxonomy places the organism in Eukaryota, Metazoa, Chordata, Mammalia, Diprotodontia, Phascolarctidae. The record is from RefSeq and is a predicted model, not a curated record.